UAGAAAGGAGAUUGUGUAAAAUAAUAAAACAAAUAUAAAACAAAUAAAUCGUAUUGUAAAAAAUGCAGGUGAAAAUAUGCGGAUUAAAACUUACUGAGACGGGUAGUUAAUAAUCUAUAUCUCUGAUUGAAAGGAAUGACGUCAGCAGACACAUCGAUUUCAGCUGUCUGGUAGAUAAGUAGGGCGCGCUAGUCAGACAAGGAAUAAUCAGGACUUGGAAGUUGCAUGUUUUUGUUAAAUUUGUGAAAGAUGAAGUUAUAAAGUAUUAAAGAUGCAUCAAAGUCGCGAUGUCUCGAAUAUCCCUGAACGUGAGUGGAAGCCUGUUCGAAACACAAGAAGAAACGUUGAGAAAAUACCCCGAAACGUUACUUGGAGACAAACAAAAGAGAAGCAAAUUCUUUUGUCCAAACACAAAACAGUUUUUCUUCGAUCGAAAUAUACCAUCUUUCCAAGCAAUAUUGUUUUUUUAUCAAUCUUCCGGAAAACUGUAUUGUCCACCUGACAUUAAUUUGAAGAUCUUUGUAGAGGAGUGUAAUUUCUAUGAGAUUCCAAAUGCUAAUAUUGUGGCUAUGAAGAAAAGGAAAGGUGCUAUUUUGAAUGAAACUAUUCAAGCUAAGCUAAGACCUCAUGUGACUCAAGACACCUCUCUGCGAAUGAAAAUUUGGGAAUUCUUAGAAUUUCCGAGUUCCUCGAUAUUUGCCAGAUGUUUCGCAUUAAUAUCUCUUUUGCUUGUCUUUUUGUCAGUGUUUACCAACCUGAUGGAAACUAGCGACGGUUACUAUCAGAGCAAGCAAUGGCUCUAUGCUGAAUUUUUCCUGAACUUUUGGUUCCUGUCAGAACUCACACUCCGUAUGAUAUUAGCACCUAAAAAGAAGAAAUUCCUUCGUAAUGCAAUGAAUUGGGUCGACAUCAUUGUUAUUAUACCAUACUUUAUAGGCUUCUUAAUAUUUGAGACAAAUUUUUAUUCUCCCCGGAUAUUAAGACUUGUUCGUAUUAUGCGCGUACUAAGAAUGUUUCGAACGUCAAAACAUUCACCGCAAAUGAAGGCGAUUGGAUUGAUUGUAAAGGACAGUUUAAAAGAUUUACAAUUGUUUUUCGUUUGUUUGCUCAUCAUAGUGACAUUCGGCGCCAGCGUCAUGUAUCACGUAGAGCAAAGUGAUGGUACCACGCAAUUCACCAGUAUUCCACGCAGCAUGUGGUGGGCAGUCCAAACGUUCUUGACACUGGGUUAUGGAGAUAUAGUCCCCACAACGAUUAUUGGAAAAGCUCUUUCCAGUAUCUAUAUGGUACUUGGUGUUUCGACUAUAUCUUUACCUGUUCUGUCGUUGAUAAUGAAGCUUACUUCGUAUUAUGAGUUACAGAGGAGAUAAAGGUGGCUUGAGAUUAUAACUUGUAUUUCUAACCUCGAAUAUGGUUCGGUCCGAAUGAUAAAAAACAUAUCCUUUACGCGAGGACAUUAUAUUUCGUUUUUACCUGCGGAUCCGAUUAUUUUUAACCGGCAUUACGUCAUUUUUCGAUGGCCUGUUAUACAUUUUGUAAUUGACGCGUAUCGUCAGGUAUCAGCUAGAAAAUUAUUUGUGAGCAUUCGCAAUGAUGUACAUAUAUACUCGUUGAAAUUGUCACUACAAAAAAUACAUGCGCGCAUAUGUAUACAGCGAACUCUCUGUUUCCAACACAUUCUGGUCUGUUGUUCACUUUUUAAUUCAUUUCAAAUCUCGUUCACAAGCUUGUCAGGUUUUCUGAUAUUUGGACAAGCCUUGUAAGGAGGCUGAUCCUAGAUCCCGGUUUCCUGCGGAUUCGAGAUGGAAAGAGUGUACUGUUUUUUUAAUUCUUUUUUCUUCCUUUACUUAAAAUGUUGACAUUUAUGCUUUUUUAUUUUCACGUUAUGGAAUAUUUAUAAUUUGAUAUUCAGUAAAUAGGACAUAGUGAAAAGAUUGUAAUUUGAGAUAAAACUUAUUUUCUGAGUUAUCAAGGCAAAUCGCGCAUGCGUUUACAGCAAUCUAGAAAGUAUUGUCAAUU
This is a messenger RNA of Hydractinia symbiolongicarpus, 2019 nucleotides long. Its product is annotated as potassium voltage-gated channel subfamily A member 2-like. Gene Ontology annotation, biological process: protein homooligomerization; potassium ion transmembrane transport. Lineage: Eukaryota; Metazoa; Cnidaria; Hydrozoa; Anthoathecata; Hydractiniidae. Gene Ontology annotation, cellular component: membrane; voltage-gated potassium channel complex. Gene Ontology annotation, molecular function: protein binding; voltage-gated potassium channel activity. The coding region runs from base 288 to 1370 and encodes 360 amino acids. The record is from RefSeq and is a predicted model, not a curated record. The transcript has 2 exons.